This is a messenger RNA of Myxocyprinus asiaticus (Chinese sucker), 6395 nucleotides long. RefSeq names its product ubiquitin carboxyl-terminal hydrolase 43-like. The record is from RefSeq and is a predicted model, not a curated record. NCBI's taxonomy places the organism in Eukaryota, Metazoa, Chordata, Actinopteri, Cypriniformes, Catostomidae. Gene Ontology annotation, molecular function: cysteine-type deubiquitinase activity. The transcript has 15 exons. The coding region runs from base 281 to 3784 and encodes 1167 amino acids. Gene Ontology annotation, biological process: protein deubiquitination.
GAACAAGAGUUGUGUCUGAAGCAUGGAGUUAAAGACAGUGUAAUAAUUCAGGUGCGUAAGAGCGUCAUGGAUAAAGCGAAACUACCGCAGCUGAGAUCAGCGAUAGGGAAUGUCGGGGACGCGUUCAUCAUGAUCCUCGGCACCAACACCAGUGCAUCUAGGGUCUGUUUUUCAGCGUCGUGAUAGUUUAGUGUGUAAGAACGCACCAGUGGAAGCACGCCGUCUCUAGUGCACUUGUUUUUUUGUUUUUGUUUUCCCAUAUAAAACCCACAGGUUAAACAUGGACACGCCGAGGGAAACCAGGAAACAAACAAUCAAAGCGAAAUCGGUCAAGCUCAAGAAUAAGAAGCACAAGUCCCAGAGGCUGUUCAGAAGGAAAUCGUUGAAAUCGUUGGGGAAUUUCAUGAGCAGGAUUGUCAAAACUUUGGGCACUUUGGCACACUUGGGGGACGCGGACCAGCCGGACGCGGCGGCGGAGGAUGACGGUGGGUUUGGAGAUACUCUGAGUGCCCACAACUCAGGGAAUUACAGAGAUAACUCGGCGAGGAAGACCUCUGCGCCUACAUCAUCUCAUGGAUCUGUCAAAGAAAGGCUGUCCUGUUGCUACGGCGAUAAAACUCCAGGAGUUCAGGGUCUGAAGAACCACGGGAACACCUGUUUCAUGAACGCCGUGGUCCAGUGCCUGAGUAACACUGAACUUUUGGCGGAGUAUCUGGGUCUGGAGCAGUACAAAUGUGAAUUAUUCGAUCAGAGAAUAAACGGGAUGGCGAAGAGUGAGGAGGUUAUGGGUGAGGUGACGGAGAAGCUGGCAUCUCUAGUGAGGGCUCUGUGGACGCUUGAUUACACGCCUCAGCUGUCGGUGGAUUUCAAGAGUGUUGUGUCCAAAUAUGGCUCUCAGUUCAAGGGGAACGCUCAGCAUGACGCUCUGGAGUUUCUGCUCUGGCUACUGGAUCGAGUGCAUGAGGAUGCCAACCUAUCCACCAACAACAACCACAGCAGCAGAACCAAAUCCUCCAGCAAGGGUCUUGUGGAUGUGGAGGAGAGUUCUUGUCCUGGCCCAGUGAGCUCACAGCAGCCUGGAACUCGACACAGUUUUGUACAUGAGCACUUCCAAGCUCAAUACAGGUCAUCACUCACGUGCCCUCAUUGCCUUAAACAGAGCAACACCUUUGACCCUUUCCUGUGUAUUUCCCUACCAAUCCCACUACGACAGACCAGGGCCCUAAAUGUGACUCUGGUGUUUAACACUGAAGGGCAGCGCUUUCUGAGAGUGGGAUUAGCUGUGCCUCUCUUUGGGUCUGUCUUGACACUCAGGGCCAUGGUAGCAGAGGAGGGGAAGAUCUCUCCAGACCAGGUGAUUUUGACAGAAAUGAACUCAAAUGGAUUCCAACGCUCUUUUUCUGAUGAAGAUGAUAUGACGAGUAUCUCAGAGAGUGAUGUUAUCUAUGCCUUCCAGGCCCCGCCCCUCUUCAUCAGGGGAGGCUCCAUGCGAUUCUCAGGGUUUAAUCACUCCCUCCCUUCCUCCCCAUACACAACAGGACCUGAAGGUCAGUGGUUACCAUCCUUGGGGACGUUAUCAUCAGAAUUCAUGAAUCAGGGUAGCUCUUCAAAGAUCCUCCUGUUAUUCAGCAAUGUAGCUGGGUCUGGCCAACAAGCUACAAGGUUUGGCCCUCCCUUCCUGAUGAGAGUAGAGAGGACUCUUUCUUGGGAUCAACUGCAAAAGAGUGUCUGCAACAAGCUUUACUUAUUUAAAAAAAACAUGAUUGUAAAGACAAGUGAACUGUUUAAGAUCCGUGUGGUGGGUGGGUCAGCUUCCUGCAGUUACCUGUCUCCUCACGACAGCAGACCACUGUGCCAUCCAACCGUGGACAGGGCUCUUAAAUUUUGCGGUCCUGGUGGUCCUCUGCAUGUAAAACUCGUCAUUGAAUGGGAGAACAGAAUCAAAGAAUGUCUCUUUGGUAACAUUCAAGAGGAGGUUAUUGAGGAUGCAGAGAGUGUGAGAAUCCAACAGCAGAAUCAUGUACAGCAGCACAGCUGCACACUAGAUGAGUGCUUUCAGCUCUACACCAAAGAGGAGCAGCUGGCACUAGAUGAUGCUUGGAAGUGCCCCCACUGUAAGCAGAUGCAGCAGGGCAUGGUGAAGAUGAGCUUAUGGACCCUGCCUGACAUCCUCAUCCUGCAUCUAAAACGCUUUCGGCAGGUGGGCAAACGGCGCAACAAGCUCUCCACCCUCAUCCGCUUUCCUGUGAGCGGUCUGGAUAUGACUCCCCAUGUGGUGAAACGCAGUCAGAGCAUGAAGAAUCUGGCCCCGUGGCCUCCCACAUGGAAACAUGGAGAUACUGACUUCCUUUACGAUCUGUAUGCAGUCUGUAACCACCACGGAGGCAUGCAUGGAGGCCAUUACACAGCUUAUUGUAGGAAUUCAGUGGAUGGCCAGUGGUACAGUUAUGAUGACAGCAGUGUAGAGCUGGUACCAGAGGAGGAACUGUGCACGCGAGGGUCAUAUAUCCUGUUCUACCAGAGAAGAAAUGUCAUCCCACCCUGGUCCGCCAACAGCUCCAUCAGAGGUUCCACCAGCUCCUCCAUGUCUGACCACUGGCUCAUCCGUUUGAAUGGUGACAGUAAAAGGGGAAGUAUGGUAUCACGGUCUUCCACAACAUGCCCUUCUUCCAUUCCAGACUCACCAGAGUCUCCUGUCUUCCAAAACGAACCCUUAAUGGAGGAGAAAGUGUCUUUAGGUGGGUUUGAAAGCAGACCUUUAGUGCGAGGCAUCCAGGGACGUAGCAUAAGCAUGAGAACUCCCACCAAGACCAGAGUGAUGCCACUGCGAUGGUCCUUUGGAAACAAAGACCGCCACAAACCCGCCUCUGCUCCUGCCCCUGCUCAAGCAGAGCUGGUUGAAUAUUUAGAGUCUGGCAGGAGGCCAAGAUGCACCAAAGACCCAAUUGUUGCCCUAAUGACUCGACCCUCAGAUAAAGGAGUUAAAGAAGAUGAUACGAAAAAACCUACAGCCAGAUCUUCAAGCCACAGCAGUCUUGGGCAUCUAGAAUAUCACAAAAUACCACAGGGUCAAGAAAGGAACAGCUCAGAGAAGGCAACAGGUCAACAACCCAGCAGCAACAGGAGACCAAAAGAAGAUAAUACUCUGACCAGGCAAAGCAACAGAAAAUCAAAACAGGACCAUACACAGUCCAGAAAGAACUCCGAUGCUGGUAUCCAAUCCAGCACUAGUAGUCAAAGUGGAUGGGAUGCUAUGCAGAGGGAUAGUAAAGGAGAUCCAGGAGAGAAACAAGACCAGCCAGAGGACAAACAGAGAAAGGGACAUGAGACAAAGCGCCAUGAUAGUGUCUUUUCUUUUCUCAAAAGCAGUUUCAUUAAGAAAGACCCACUUCGCAGGUCUCUGGACAGUGAGUCUUUAAAAAAGGGUGAAGCAGGGAUGAAGAGCCCAUCUGGACUUUCUCUCUCCAAUGGGGCCCACAGUAGAACUUCAGAAGAUAAAGCUAAAAGCAUUAACCAAGGUCGUAGCAGACACAGUGGUGAACUUGCAAACAGCAAGAUGAACCACGGUUCAACAGACAUAAAACGCUCACAAAGUUCUUCCAAUAUUCCAAGUAAGGCUGAUUUAAGCUUGAAAAGAACGGCAUCGCUGCACAGGAAUGGCUCAUCAGCGGCCCAGCCACAGACCUUGCACGGGGAUAGGGGCUCUCAGAACACGCUGCAACGCACACGCUACAGCACAAACUCGCUGGGCAGGAAGAAGGCAGUGCCUGAAUCAAGCUUCUGAGACUCUAAUACAUUACACCCAAAUAUCAAAACUGGGUAACAAAACUACAAAUCUCUCAAUCAAAAAAAUUUAAAAGAAUUGUGGUAAAAAGAUAACAUGAAAGCUUUGAAAUGAUCACCAAACGGGCAGCAUGCAAACUAUGGAAUUGCACAUACAUUAGGAACUUAUAUUUUUAAUCAAUUGUGAAAAAAAUCACCUUGAGAGUUACUUUUUUCUGCUUAUAUGAAGUGCCUCUGAACCAGAGCUAUUUUUCAGAUUGUUUAUUUUUGAUUGUGUUUUGGCACUGGUAGGACAUGUAUUGACACUUCUACACUGGCCUUUUAGCACCAUACUAAGAGGAAGAGAAAUUAUUAACAUUUGCAGAUUGUAUUUUCCACAAAUUAGAAUUAUACCUGUAUUACAUGAAGAAAAUUGCUAUAUAUAACUUUCUGCGUCACCUCUUGUGAAUGUGCAGAUUGUACAGAUUGGCUGCUAUACUCUCACAGGUUUUCAUGACAUUUAAGAUGUCAGCUCUUGCACUUUCAGUGAAUGUCUUGCACCACAGUCUGAUUUUCUCUUUAAGACCAAAACCUAAGGAUUAUACACUUUAUGUUUAAAAAAGAUAAAAAAAAAUAAGUUUAAAGUUUUCAGUAUAAGGAUGAAGGCAUUCACAAAGAAUUUAAAGACAAAAGUAGUUAAUAUAGAUGGCCAAUGAAGUGCCAAAGUGUUGAUUGCAAGUGGAUGGAUUCAUCAAAAGGUAUUUGGGAACAUUUUAAUUUCAAAGCAUUUGAUCUGUUGUUGCAACUUACCUUUAGUUAGAGAGUAGCAAUUAAGGUAAUUUAAUUAAGGUACGACACCAGUUAAGAUACUUAAGGUAAUAUUUGACUCAAUUAUCUUAAGACACUGGAAACUAUGAUGUGCUUAGGUGAGAUAUAUAUAUGGAUAGCAAGUUCAGUAUACAUUUUAGAAGACCGAACCUCAGUAAGAGUCACUUCUGAAAAGCCAUAAUCACUAAACCCUCACUGAAAAGUCAUAUAACCAAUAGUUUAAUCCAUAAACUAACCACCUACACCUAGUGUAAGUGCAGUAACAAGAACUUGUUUAACUUUUUAAAGGGAUAGUUUACAUAAUUUCCUCACCCUCAUGUUGUUCCAAUCCAUUAUGACUUUCUUUUUUCUUUUCUUUUUCCGGUGGAACGCUAUAACUUUAGCCAUGGAUAAAAGAUGCAAUGAAAGUGAAUAGUGACUGAAGCUAACAUUCUGCCUAACAUCUUUUUUGUGUUUCAUGUUAAACAGGUUUAGAACAGCAAGAGAUUAUUAAUGCCUUGUUUAAAAAAUGUGGUGAUCAAGCAAUACCGAUGACUGCUGAAUGAGGAAAAGCUAAAUUAGUGUAACCAGUAAAGUGACCUUAUAUAAUAGGCAUCAAUUUUACAGAUCGGGCCUAAUUGCUCAGAAAUCCUGUGUAAUCAAAAUAUGUUACCAUGGUGGUUUGGGUUGUUUCCCUCCAUUGACUAUUUGGACUAAUUGGAUGGACUUUAAAUGGACUAAUUAGAUCCGUAUGUCCAUUAACUUGAUAAAUCCCACAAGAACAACAAGCAUUCCCAUGUGUCAUUAUCUAGAAGCAUUUUAGUGUGAAUGCAGCUCCUUUAAGACAACUGGUAUAUAUGCACUGCAAAUCAAGGGGUGCCCUUGCUAAAUAUAGCAUUUAGCAUGCAUCACUCAUAAUUUCAAAUGGCUUCUCUUCCUUUAGUGUUUCAGGGAAAGAUGACUUUAAUCUAACCUACUGAAUGUCCAUUCCUACAGUUCUUAUCUGCAUUUUUUUGGGAUAUUAUAAAUCAAGCCCACCAAAUUCAAUCAACAGACUUUGUGUUUUAAAAUAGUCUUAAAAAAACAAAAUAAACUUGGCCAACCAUUAAAUGUCCUCUUAAGAGUAAUUUAUUGAAUAUUAGUAUAUUGAACAUAGUUUGAUAUAUACUCUAGCUCCUCAAAUUUAGAUAUACUAUUUGCUUACCUCUUUGAAAUCUGUAUUUCAUGAAUAUUAUGCAGGAAAGUUGGAAUUGCACUAUAGUAGAACACUUAAUUGAUUGUGGGAAAUUUACGGAUACACUGUUUCUGUAUCACUCAGUUUACAGUAGUUUUUCUUUUUGUUGGUUUGAAUAAGCAAAGAUGAAGUGAAUUCUUGUUUGUUUGUUUGUUUGUUCAAACACUUUCUCCUUAGAUCAGCCUAAAUGUUAGAAUGAGAUAAGAAAGAAAAGGUUUCCACUCCAAGAUCUUUAGAUUCACAUUUCUUUCAUUCAUAGCAUAAAUCGAACAUAAAAUAAAACUGUUUUUUAAUCAUUUGCAAAAGUUUUUCAUUGAAAUGCCUCUGUACAAAACACACUGUUCUUCUUUCUUCAGCUAAUCAUUCCUGUAAUACUGUUUUGUUUGUCAAAGGUUUAGGUAAAGAGAAGCAAUUAUACGGUAUUUAACAGGAUUUGUCUAGACACAAAGGCCUGUCCUCCAAGGGCAUUUUUUUUCUCUCCCAUGCUUCCAAUAUACACAUAUCAGCCACAACAUUAAAACCACCUGCCUAAUAUUGUGUAGGUCCCCCUUGUGCCGCCAAAACAGCACUAAUCCACAUCUCAGAAUAGCAU